Messenger RNA from Penaeus chinensis, 3970 nucleotides. RefSeq names its product vascular endothelial growth factor receptor 1-like. Gene Ontology annotation, molecular function: ATP binding; transmembrane receptor protein tyrosine kinase activity. Gene Ontology annotation, cellular component: signaling receptor complex. NCBI's taxonomy places the organism in Eukaryota, Metazoa, Arthropoda, Malacostraca, Decapoda, Penaeidae. Gene Ontology annotation, biological process: positive regulation of kinase activity; cell surface receptor protein tyrosine kinase signaling pathway; protein phosphorylation. Bases 351 to 3944 code for a protein of 1197 amino acids. The transcript is spliced from 26 exons. The record is from RefSeq and is a predicted model, not a curated record.
GACGCCGCCCGAGCGGGUCUCUGUCUCUGUCUCUGCCGGCGUCGGCCACUCCUGUCGAGAAUCGGCGGAAAUUGUACUCUGUUCGAUAUUAUUUAUUAUUUUGAAAAACAUCAUCAAACUCAUUUGAAUGAGUAGAUCUAAAACGUUGUUUAAGUGAUUGUCGGAAAUUAACAUGCUGAAUUAAGUGUACAGGAAGUUGAAUUGAAAACUCUCAGUAUAAAGAAAGAGGCAUAGAGUAAAUGAUAAAACAAGCUUUAGAAUAACUUUCUGAUAAAGUGAAAUGCUACCAAGCAGACGCACAUAAUUUCAGCUGGUUAAGUAUAGUCGUCAAGUCCAGCCUUACAGCCAUCAUGAAAAAAGUCGAGUUGGCAGUGAUGUUAUUAAGCAUUGCUUCCCCGUCCUGGUGUCUGCCGCCGCAGAUUAACAGCACUGAGGAGGUGUUACCAACUAGUUUGGAGAUCACUUUACUUUGCGAGGGAACGGCGCCUCUCCUUUGGUCUUACUCUGAACACGGCGUUCGGAGGAAAUGCUUGUCGUGUGAAACAAAUGCUGGAGUUUACAUCUUCUCAGAGGACCCGAUAACAGAAAACUACACGACAGCAUCACAUAUAAAGCUGAGCAGUGACUAUGAUUAUCCAGGAUACUACAUUUGCCACUACAACAACUCGAACUACAUGAAAGAGGAAGAAUCUUCUGUCUAUGUCUUUACUUUGGCUCAAACUGAAAUGAAAUUUGCGAAUGGGUCCAAAAUUAACUCGGUUCAUGUUGAAGAAGGAGAUGAUCAUGCCCUUGACUGCCGCCCCACUUCGCCCAAACACAACGUCCGAGUCUUCAAGAACGAUACGGAGGUGACCGCAGAUCUCCCGUUUCACCCAAGGAAAGGAUUCACCUUUAAAAGCAUUACCGUCCAUCACCAAGGAAACUACACCUGUAAAAUUGAUAACAAUCAUAAGAAUUUCACACUCACUGUUAAGCCGACUCAGAUGCUAAACAAGCCGUACAUCCGCGCGGCGUUGGCGACUCCCGCCGUGCUCGGCUCUCCUCUGGUGCUCCUGUGCAUGGUCACGGGCGUCCCCGGCGUCAAGCACCGAUGGACACUACCGCGAGAGGGCGCUGUGGGAGAGCGAGAGAAGGGCCCCUGCCUCCCCCAAUUCCAGUGGAGCAAGAUAGCUCUUCUGAGAGUGAAUAGUCAGAGGGCGAAGGAAAUCACAAAAUGCGCUACGAAGCUCAAAGGGAACGUCAGUUGCCUCCGGCUUCCGAGGCUCUCACUCGACAACCUGGGCGAGUACGAGUGCGAGACGAGUGUGGCUGGAGGGAGGCGGUCCGCGAGCACAUUCAAUCUGACUGCAAGCGAAAGUUUGGAUCACUACGCCAAUAUAAGUCUCCAGGCAGCACAGAGAAAGGACAUGACUGAGCGCAAGGGCGAAAACGUGACGUGGAAUCUCGAAAUCCGUUCUUUUCCACCUUUUCCUAAUAUCACCUGUAGACACAACAACAAAAUUUGCAAGCAGUUGGAUCAAAUGAAUAUGGAUGGAGAGACAUCUCUUCGCCUCGUGAACAUAUCGGGGGAAGUCGACCAUGGCUCCUAUGACAUCGAGGUUAAGGCCGGAACAGCUGUGGACAUGAUCUCACUUUCUCUGUUGGUUCUUGAGGAACCACGCUUCGUCGACACCCCUCUAAGGCAAUUGGUUCCCCUCGGUACACAAGCUACCUUCGGCUUCCUUGUUUGCGGGUAUCCCCCUCCCGAAGGCAGACUUAUCUACCGGAGAUGUCCAAGAGGAGACUGCUUGGAGGAAGAGAUUGAGGAUACCGACAUCGUGAUACAUGAGACCCUGCAUGGAACCAGCAAUUGCUUUCAGGCCAAUGUCACGUACAGUGGCGAGGAAUCGAGGCUGUUUCGGUACGAGACUUGGAACGACCACGGCGCUGCGAACGUGUCUGUGGAAGUUGUGGUUUUAGACAUCAGUGCACCCUUCGUGUUUGAGUACAACUCGGGCGCAAGAAUAACCAAGGUGACUGAUGCAGCUGUCCGUCUGGCGGAAAAUGAUUAUCUGAACGUCACUUGCGCCGUUUCCAAUUUCGAUUACGACAAUCUAACCCUACAGUUUUUUGGAAAGAAGGAGUUGAACUCGUUUGAAGAACCGCCGAGAUCCAAGGACGCCUCAACACCACACUCUCUCAAGGCGGUGUUUGAAAGCCAAGGAGUGAGUCGCGCCUUGGAGGGAAAUUUUGAGUGUGUUCUGCACAGGAAGAGCGGACACACAGUAGUCCACAAACUGAUGCUUGUAGUUGAGGGGUCUAACUGGCAACCAAUUCUCCUUCUUUCACUUCCUCUGUUGCUGUUAAUCAUUGUGGCAAUCGUUCUUGGGCGCCGCGUCUGGAGGGACUGGCGCGCCAAGAAGGAGCUCAGGAACAACGUGGCUUUCCUGUUCAGGAAGGGAAAGUUGAACGAACUGAACUCCGACUGCACGGCAGACGAGCAGGCGGAGCUGCUUCCCUACGACUGCAAGUGGGAAGUUUCGAGGAGGGACAUCCAUUUGGGAAGACAACUGGGGUCGGGUGCUUUUGGACGUGUGGUGAAGGCUGUGGUGACGGGCGCUGCGGCGGAAAACCUUAAGGUCAAAGACGAGGCGGGGAUGGGUACGACUUCGUCCUCCUUGGUAGUCGCUGUGAAGAUGUGCAAGAGCCAACAAGACGCCUCGCACGUCCGCGCCCUCACCAUGGAGCUCAAAAUCAUGGCUUAUUUGGGCAAACAUCUCAAUCUUGUGAACUUAAUUGGUUCCAACACUUCGCGUAUCGGCAGCGGAGAGCUGUGGAUCUUGGUCGAGUACUGUCGAUAUGGAAGUCUCUUGUCCUACCUGCAUCGACAUCGCAAUGUAUUCAUCAAUCAGAUCGACCCUGGGAACGGCUCAAUUGACCCCAAGAUUUGCGACAAGACUUCCAGCUUCCCUGUGUUCCUAAGGAGUGAUAGCACCGUCCAACAGAGACUGACAGAUAGUAGUAAUUUCAAGACAGUGCAAAGUUGCAAUACCGCAGGCACUUACCUUAUGAGCGACGACAGUUCGGCGAACCGGGAAAUAUUUAUCUCGACCAGCGACCCGCGUUUCUCUGACCCGUGUCUCGGCAUCGACUCCCACGGCCAACAAAUGGUGUUCGACAAGAGCGGAAUUCCCGGGGAGAGUUCGCCCUUCACCACCUCCAGCUUGGUAUGCUGGGCGUGGCAGGUGGCACAGGGAAUGGACUACCUUGCCUCCAGAAGGGUCGUGCACCGAGACCUUGCCGCAAGGAACUUGCUGCUCGCAGACAACAAUGUUGUUAAAAUUGGCGACUUUGGAAUGUCAAGGGAUAUCUAUAAGACGGAGGCCUAUGUGAAGGAGAGUGAUGACCUAGUGCCCAUCAAGUGGAUGUCCGUGGAGGCCAUACGCGACCGUUUCUUCACUGUACAGAGCGACGUGUGGGCCUUUGGAAUAACUAUGUGGGAGCUUUUCAGCCUAGGAUCGGUACCCUACCCGGGCAUGCAAAUCGGGCCAGACUUCCUAAAAGACCUGGAAGCAGGGCUCAGGAUGGAGGAACCCAAAUAUGGGAAUGAUGACCUAUACGACCUGAUGCUACAGUGCUGGCAAGAGGAUCCAACACGGCGUCCAACCUUCUCUGCACUUUCAGAGGCUCUGGAAUCCAUUCUGGAACCCGAGAUCAUGCAAAAUUAUGGGAAUAUGAAUCAGCAUUACCAAAGGCUGAAUGAAGAGAGGUUCAAGGAGGAGACCGAUUACCUGGAUAUGUUCAUUCGUCCGGAUUACCAAAACCUCGUCCAGCUGAACGACAAACCUCCGGCGCAGGUUCAAGAGAACGAAACAGAAUCUCUGUUACUACAGGAUCGAGAAAUGCAAUCUUCACCCAUUGCAGAAGAUAUUAGAGAUGAUUAUCUCUCGAUGAAGUCUUCCUAAUCUAUUCUCAUUACACCAAUUAUUAG